This is a messenger RNA of Vombatus ursinus (common wombat), 1212 nucleotides long. RefSeq lists its product as uncharacterized. NCBI's taxonomy places the organism in Eukaryota, Metazoa, Chordata, Mammalia, Diprotodontia, Vombatidae. The transcript has 7 exons. The record is from RefSeq and is a predicted model, not a curated record.
AUGGAGGUGCACAGAUGUCUUGCUCUUCUGCUUAUCCUACUGAGCCAUGUUGCCUGCCCUCCUGUCUCCAGGACAAAGAGAAGCUUUAAUAAGUUGCUUGUGAUUUCCUUUGAUGGGUUUCGCUGGAACUAUGAUCAGGACAUUGACACACCUAACAUGGAUCUCCUUGUAAGGGAGGGAGUGAAGGCCAAGUAUCUCACUCCACCAUUUGUCACCAUGACGUCUCCAUCCCAUUUCACCACCAUCUAGCGGUUCAUACUAUACAUCAACAAAGGGGAUCAUGGCUAUGAUAAUGCAGACAUGGACAUGAAAAUGAUAUUCAGAGCAUUUGGACCAGAUUUCAAGAAGAAUUAUCUGGCAGAGCCUUUUGACAGCAUUCACAUUUACCCACUGAUGUGUAAACUCCUGGGAGUGACACCAGAACCUCACAACGGGUCUCUGACAGUUACACAGGACAUGCUUGUGGACACUUUCAAUCAAGAGUCAGAUUUGGUAACAGGAGAUGAGACUUGGAAGACAACUGCUUUGCAGAAAGCUGCUACUGGCUUAGGUGUUGUUACAGGAGUGCUUGCCAUCUUGUUUGUCUCUGGUGUAGGGUACAUGGCUGUUAGUCGAAAAAAGGGGCAAAGAAGUGAAAAGCAAGAAAGCAACAAAGAUUUACCUCUGACAGUUCUAAACCCAAGGAAAAAAAAUCUGCCCCCAGGGCCCGCCUCCAAGCCUAAUACCCAGUCACAGUCCCCGCCUCUAAAGCAAACGCCCCGCCUCCAAGCCAAAAUACCUUACCACAGGCCCCGCCUCCAAAGCAAAAAAAAAGAAAACAAAAAAAAACCUCUCACAGGCCCCGCCUCCAAAACAUUCUACCACAGUCCCCACCUCAAAGAGAGUGCCCGCCCCACAGUCCCUGACUCCCAAGCAAAUGCCCUGCCCCGUCCCCGUCUCACAAGCGUAUUCAUAGGCUCCGCCUCCAAGAAAAAUACCCACCUCCAGGCAAAGCCUCCCAGGAAAGUGCCAACCACAAUCUCUACGGCCCCUCCUCCAAAGGCAAAGAUCCGCCCCCAGGCUCCUCCUCCAAGACAAAAACUCUCCGGGGGAGGAGGGAGGGGAGGAUCUCCGCUGUCUCGAACGCCCACCUCCCAGACCCCGCCCCCAAGGUCAAUACCUCCCCUUGGCCUCUCCUUCAGAAGACACAUAGCCCCCAAGCCCCGCCUCUAA